Messenger RNA from Diabrotica balteata, 540 nucleotides. The record is from the annotation of a GenBank genome assembly. NCBI's taxonomy places the organism in Eukaryota, Metazoa, Arthropoda, Insecta, Coleoptera, Chrysomelidae.
AUGGGCCUAAAACCACAGGAACCGUCGCCCAAAACCAUAGGGACUGUCGUUCAAACACACGUUCGAUCGACGAAACGAUCGACCAAAAAGAUCGGAACGUCGUUCAAAACCAUCCUGAACGUCUUCCAAAACCAUCGGGAACGUCGUCAAAAAACAUUGGAAAAAAGUCAUCCAAAGCCAUAUGAACCGUCGUCCAAAGCCAUAGAGGAACCGUCGUCCAAAGCCAUAGAGGAACCGUCGUCCAAAGCCAUAGAGGAACCGUCGUCCAAAACCAUAGAGGAACCGUCGUCCAAAGCCAUAGAGGAACCGUCGUCCAAAGCCAUAGAGGAACCGUCGUCCAAAGCCAUAGAGGAACCGUCGUCCAAAGCCAUAGGAACCGUCGACCAAAGCCAUAGAGGAACCGUCGUCCAAAGCCAUAGAGAAACCGUCGUCCAAAGCCAUAGAGGAACCGUCGUCCAAAGCCAUAGAGGAACCGUCGCCCAAAGCCAUAGAGGAACCGUCGUCCAAAGCCAUAGAGGAACCGUCGUUCCAAAGCCAUAG